Messenger RNA from Pyrus x bretschneideri (Chinese white pear), 420 nucleotides. RefSeq lists its product as uncharacterized. The transcript has a single exon. The coding region runs from base 1 to 420 and encodes 139 amino acids. The record is from RefSeq and is a predicted model, not a curated record. NCBI's taxonomy places the organism in Eukaryota, Viridiplantae, Streptophyta, Magnoliopsida, Rosales, Rosaceae.
AUGGAUUUCGAUUUAGCUCUAAGAGAGAAUGAACCCACCAAGCCUACUGAAGGUACAACUGCAGAAAAGAAGAAUGAAUGUGAAAAAUGGGUUAAGGCUAACAAGAUGGCAUUGCUAGUAAUCAAAAGAUCAAUGUCUGAUCUGGUUCAAGAGGCUAUCACUGAAUCAGACAAUGCUAAGGCAUACCUUGAUUCCAUAGAAGCAAAGUUCAAAGAGUCUAAGAAGGCAGAAACUAGAACUCUCAUGAACACUCUUAUAGCCACUAAAUACCUUGGUGGUGAUGUGAGAGAACACAUUCUCUCGAUGGUUGAUGCAGCUGCAAAGCUCGAUGCACUUAACAUCAAAAUAGAUGACCCUUUUCUAGUUCAUCUCGCCCUCAAUUCCUUACCUCCUGAUUACUCUCAGUUGAAGAGUACUUAA